AUGGUGAGAGUGACCAUGAACAACAAGAAGAUACAUGAGAACGCUAUGUCACUCCAUGUGGAUGGUCCUCCUCUUAUUCCCACAGUGACCAGCAGCUAUGUCCAUGGCACCUCCUCCCUCUCCCUGCUUCCCUGGACUGUCGGCCAGAGCCUGGAGAAAGCAGUCGACCGCUGGCCUGACCGAGAAGCUGUGGUCUUCGUACAGGAUGGCAUUCGGAAAACGUUUGCUGAGUUUCAUCAGGAUGUUGACAAGGCGGCUGCAGGUCUGCUGGCUGUGGGGUUGAAGAGAGGUGAUCGACUGGGAAUUUGGGGACCCAACAUAUAUGAAUGGAUGCUCUUCCAGUUUGCUUCAGCCAAGGCUGGCAUUAUAAUGGUGUCAGUGAACCCAGCCUAUCAGCUGAAGGAGGUGGAAUACACUCUAAAGAAGGUGCAGUGUAAAGCAGUGCUCUGCCCCACCAGCUUUAAAACCCAGAGGUACUGUGACAUGCUGAGAGAGAUCUGUCCAGAAAUAGAUUCAGCAGCAUCAGGCAUGAUCAAGAGCUCCAGGCUGCCAGACCUGCGCAUGGUGAUUGUGACAGAUAGCAGACAGCCAGGGAUGCUCCAUGUGGACGAUGUGAUGCAGGCGGGGGAGAGUCACCACACUAAAGAGCUGAUGGAUCUGCAGACCAAGUUGUCCUGCGAUGACCCCAUCAACAUUCAGUUCACAUCGGGGACCACAGGGAAUCCAAAGGGAGCUACUCUUUCUCACCACAAUAUCGUCAAUAAUGCCUACUUUACUGGUCUCCGAAUCGGAUAUGGAUGGAGACCUCAGGUGAGAGUGUGUAUCCCUGCUCCCUUGCACCAUGCCUUUGGCACCGUUCUUGGAGGAAUAUGUACGGCGGUGCAUGGCAUCACACUGAUCUUCCCGUCCGUGGGUUAUGAUAGCCGUGCCAGCCUGGAGACCAUUCAGAAAGAAAAGUGCAAUAUACUUUAUGGCACUCCCACAAUGUACAUCGACAUGCUAAACCAAGCAGAUCUCCACAAGUUCGACUUGUCUUCACUGGAAGCUGGAAUCAUAGGAGGAUCUCCAUGCCCUGCAGACCUUGUCAAGAAAAUCAUAACAGAUAUGAAAAUGAAAGAGAUAAUGGUAGGGUAUGGAACCACAGAGAACAGCCCUGUGACGUUUCUGGGUUUCCCACGAGACAACGAGGAACUCAAAACCAGCACUGUUGGAUGCGUCAUGAACCACACUGAGGCUAAAGUGGUGGACACCUUUACUGGGGAGACUGUCCCUCUUGGGGUCUCAGGUGAGCUGUUGACCAGAGGCUACUGUGUGAUGCUGGAGUACUGGGAGGAGCCUGAGAAAACUAGAGAGGUCAUCUCCAAAGACCGCUGGUAUAGGACCGGAGACAUGGCCAACCUGGACCACUUUGGAUACUGCCGCAUUGUUGGACGCAUAAAGGACAUGAUCAUCCGAGGAGGGGAGAACAUCUACCCUGCUGAGAUAGAGCAGUUUCUUUAUACACACCCCAAAAUACAGGAGGUGGAGGUGAUUGGAGUGAAAGAUGAGAGGUUUGGAGAGCAGGUGUGUGCCUGUGUCAAGCUGAAGGAGGGGCAAACCUCCAGUGUGGACGAAAUAAGAGCUUAUUGCAAAGGCCAGAUUUCUCACUUCAAGAUCCCACACUAUGUGAUAUUUGUGGAUAGUUAUCCUCUGACUUUCUCUGGAAAGAUCCAGAAGGUCAAACUGCGAGAGCAAAUGGAGAAGAAAUUGGGGCUUUAAAUUUUGGAUGCUCAUGGGCCUUGUCUGUGUGUCUGUGCUGGCAAAGUCCUGAGUCCAGAUGGGGAGAGGCAUAUACCACAUACCAACAGCUGAUUAGCAACUAUAUGACAGUUUAACUGCAUGAAUGUCUUUAAUGUGAUAGUCAAUCAACUCCAUUGUUUUUCUAUAACUUAAGAUGAAUUACUAAGCUAAU
Myripristis murdjan (pinecone soldierfish) is the source of this 1951-nucleotide messenger RNA. RefSeq names its product acyl-CoA synthetase family member 2, mitochondrial-like. The transcript has 16 exons. NCBI's taxonomy places the organism in Eukaryota, Metazoa, Chordata, Actinopteri, Holocentriformes, Holocentridae. Bases 1 to 1758 code for a protein of 585 amino acids. Gene Ontology annotation, biological process: fatty acid metabolic process. Gene Ontology annotation, molecular function: medium-chain fatty acid-CoA ligase activity. The record is from RefSeq and is a predicted model, not a curated record.